AUGGAAUCAAGAUUAGGAAAUAUUAUAAUUAAAAGAGUGUCAGAAGAAGACGUAAUUGAGAGGGAGAGAUUGAUUCCAGAGCAGUUGAAGCAAUUCAGGGGCAGCCUUUCUGUGCAUCAGGUUCUUUGGAACAUGUUCAAACCUAAAAUUACUGUGAGAAAUACGGGUUGCUUCUUAUGUGACGCUGGUGAAAUUUGCUCCCAUGCUAAGCAUGUGGGUUACAUCAACAAUAUGUCCGCUACAAAUCAGGAGGACGACUUCGAUUCUUGUGUAGUUACCCUGGCAAAUACUAAGCGCAAAUCCAAAAAUGAAAACGAAAUUUAG
Molecule: messenger RNA, 324 nt
Organism: Parnassius apollo (apollo)
Lineage: Eukaryota; Metazoa; Arthropoda; Insecta; Lepidoptera; Papilionidae
Source: the annotation of a GenBank genome assembly